UGAAAUAUUUUGAUGUUAAUUCUAUGUUUCUUUUUUUUAGGAACCACCAUACUUUUAUUCACAGUGGCAGUAUCAUUCAUAUUUCUACUAGCAAUACACAAAGGUCCCAGUUUUUCCACAUCCCAGCUAAUACUUGUUUUCUGCUUUAUUUAUUUUUUGAAAAUAAUAGUUAUCUUAAUGGGUGGGUGUGGAGUACUACCUCACUGUAGUUUUGCUUUACAUUUCCCCAGUGAUAACUGAUGUUGCACAUGUUUUCAGAUGCAUAUUAUGGUCAUUUAUAGGUCCUCUUUGGAGAAAUAUUCAUCCCAGGGCAUUUUCAAUUGAAACUUUGUCACUGUUGAGUUGUAGGAGUUCUUUAUGUAGUCUCUCAGAUAUGUGAUUUGCAAAUAUUUUCUCCCAUUCUGUGGAUUUCCUUUUUACUAUGUUGACUGUGCUCCUUGAUGCACAAAAGUUUUUACUUUUGAUUAAGUGUGGUGUAUCUAUUUUUUUCAGUUUUCUGUGGUUUUGAUAUCACACACAAGAAAUCAUUGAUACUGGAAAUCCAAGUUAGGCAGAACAUAUACCAGAAAAGAUAGCCCCUGGUCAGAAUAUCGGGUCAUAAAUAAAGUCUGUUCUACUCCCUCCAAUUCAGGGAAGGGAAGUGGAAACUGAACUGCCACCUCCUCCAGACCAAGACCAUGUUUUUGAGGCAAAUGGGUAGGGAAAGGACAAGCAAAACACUAUGGAAUCUCUUACCAUUUUGAAUGUGCCUUAUUUUUUUUCUACUGGAUGUUUGCUUGGUUGCUGUAGACCUUUGACUAUUUUCUAGAGCUUCUAUAAGAUAAUUUUAGCCAGUUUUUCCAUUUUUAAAUGUCUCCUAAGAGAGAAGGACUUAGAACUUCAUAGUGUGCCAUUUUGCGCAAUUGUCUAGAUUUGUAAUCCUGGCUCUAUGAUUUAUGCACUCAGCCUUUGUGAGACUGAUUUAUCUCAUUUACAUAUAUAUGGGUACUAUAAUCUCUAACUUGCAGGUUCUUAUAAGCGUCAGUGAGAUCAGAUAUUUAAGGCAGGUAUCACAGGUCUUGGAAUACUGUCAGCCCCCUAUUAUGAUAACAAUUUCUUGAAUUUUAUUUUUACUAUUGAAGAAAAAUGAUGGAGAUGAUAAGAUACUAUGCUUCAUCACUAACACCAUUACGGAUUUGGGGGAAUGAUGGAGGAAGCCUUUUGUAGUUCACUACUGCUAGGUUACAUGUUGUCUCAUAGAAACGCAAAAGUCUCAUCAAUCCUAAAUUUAUGGGUGCUUGGAUAACUGAGGCAGAGAAUGUAACCUUAUUUCUGUUAGGAGGCUCUUCUAGGUUGGCAGUUGCCAUGGAAUCUGGACCCAACAUGUUGGCUCCCAUUUGCCUGGUGGAAAACAACAAUGAACAGCUGUCAGUGAACCAGCAAGCUAUACAGAUUCUUGACCAGAUUUCUCAGCCAGUGGUGGUGGUGGCCAUUGUUGGACUGUACCGUACAGGCAAAUCCUACUUGAUGAAUCGUUUGGCAGGACAGAAUCAUGGCUUCCCUUUGGGAUCCACGGUGCAGUCUGAAACCAAGGGCAUCUGGAUGUGGUGUGUGCCCCACCCCUUCAAGCGAAACCACACCCUGGUCCUUCUGGACACGGAGGGUCUGGGUGAUGUGGAAAAGGGUGACCCUAAGAAUGACUCCUGGAUUUUUGCUCUGGCCAUUCUCCUGUGCAGCACUUUUGUGUAUAACAGCAUGAGCACCAUCAAUCACCAGGCCCUGGAGCAGCUGCAUUAUGUGACAGAGCUCACAGAACUAAUUAAGUCGAAGUCAUCCCCAAGUUCAGAUGAAGCAGAAGAUUCCACAGAGUUUGUGAGUUUCUUUCCGGACUUUAUUUGGACUGUACGGGAUUUCACCCUGGAACUAAAGUUGAAUGGUUGCCCUAUCACAGCAGAUCAGUACCUGGAGAAUGCCUUAAAGCUGAUUCAAGGUAGGAAUCCCAGAGUCCAAAUGUCCAAUUUGCCCAGAGAAUGCAUCAGGCAUUUCUUUCCAAGACGGAAGUGUUUUGUCUUUGACCGGCCAACAAAUGAUAAAGACCUUCUAGCCAAUAUUGAGAAGGUGUCAGAAAAGCAACUGGAUCCUAAAUUCCAGGCGCAAGCAAACAUUUUCUGUUCUUACAUCUUCAUGCAUGCAAGGACCAAGACCCUCAAAGAGGGAAUCACGAUCACUGGGAAUCGGCUAGGGAUUUUGGUGGUGACCUAUGUAGACACCAUCAACAGCGGAGCAGUGCCUUGUCUGGAGAAUGCAGUGACAACUCUGGCCCAGCGGGAGAACUCAGCAGCUGUGCAGAGGGCAGCUGACCAUUACAGCCAGCAGAUGGCCCAGCGAGUAAGGUUCCCCACAGACACGCUCCAGGAGCUGCUGGACGUGCACACGGCCUGUGAGAGGGAAGCCAUUGCAAUCUUCAUGGAGCACUCCUUCAAGGAUGAAAACCAGGAAUUCCAGAAGAUGCUCGUGAAAAUCAUAGUGAGUAAGAAGGAAGAUUUCUUGAAGCAGAAUGAAGAGUCAUCUCUUCAGUACUGCCAGGCUAAACUCAAUGAGCUCUCAAAGGCCCUAAUGGAAAGUAUUUCAGCAGGAAGUUUCUCUGUUCCUGGAGGGUACAAGCUCUACAUGGACAAAAAGGAAAAGAUUGAACAGGACUAUUGGCAAGUGCCCAGGAAAGGAGUAAAGGCAAGAGAGGUCUUCCAGAUAUUUUUGCAGUCUCAGGCGGCAAUAGAGAAAUCCAUCCUGCAGGCAGAUAAAGCCCUUACUGAUCGGGAAAAGGAAGCAGCAGUGGAGCGGGCCAAGAAGGAGGCAGCUGAGAAGGAACAGGAGCUUUUAAAACAGAAAUUACAAGAGCAGCAGCAACAGAUGGAGGCUCAAGAGAAGACUCUUAAGGAAAACAUAGCCCAACUGAAAGAGAAGCUGGAGAAGGAAAGAGAAAACAUACUGAGAGAGCAGAAUAUGAUGUUGGAGCAUAAACUGCAGGCCCAAAAGGAUUUGCUUGAAGAAGGAUUUAAGAAGAAAUCUGAGGAGAUGAAUGCAGAGAUAAAUCAAUUAAAAAAUAAGAUUGAUACUACAAAAAGUGGUAAUAGACCCUGGAUUGUACAAGCCUUGGAUAGACUUGGCAAUGCAAUAGUUUCUUCAGUAUUUUCUGAGGAUGGUAAAUUACUUGAUCAGAUUGUCAAAGGCAUAAGUUCACUAUUUAAAAAGAAUUCUAAAUAAAAUAUUGUAGAUUGUGGAUACAUACUUUGACAUAUUUUUGGUCUGUAUGUUUUCCAUUUUUAUUCAGCAACAUUUUAAAUAUAAAAAGUACUUACUGAAGGAUAUUAGUGCCUGGCCCACAUGAGAUAGAAGGGAUGCAUGCACACUGAAUAACCAUGUUCACUUUUAGGAAAUAUAAAUUUGCAAAACCAUUUACAAAUAGUGGGUCCACUAAGGCAUUGCUUUUAAUGGUAAAAUAUUGGGAAGUAUGUGAAUGUCCUUCAUGUAAGAUUGGUAAUACAAAUUUUAGUUUGUACAAAUACUGAAAUAUUAUAUAACCAGUACAAAAAUUGUCAGUGGAGUUCUAUUUUGACUACUAAAGAAUAGUCUUGAAGAUAAAUUAUAAAGUGAAAAAGGAAGCAAGAUGCAAAGCAGUGUGGAUUAUCUUAUCACCAAGGUAAAAUGCAAUUAUUAUGUGCAAACAUGCAAAUAUACACAUAAAAUAUCUCUAGAGGGAUUACGGAAAAUCUGCUAUUAUUGGCUCCUUCUGGGACAAAUCAGAUGGAAUUAGGGAUUGAAGGGACACAUACUUUUCAUUGUAUAUUCUAUCUUUUGAAUUUUGUAAGGCAAGCUCAUUUUUCAAUAAUAUUUUACCU
This is a messenger RNA of Saimiri boliviensis boliviensis (Bolivian squirrel monkey), 3878 nucleotides long. Lineage: Eukaryota; Metazoa; Chordata; Mammalia; Primates; Cebidae. The record is from RefSeq and is a predicted model, not a curated record.